This is a messenger RNA of Thlaspi arvense, 534 nucleotides long. Lineage: Eukaryota; Viridiplantae; Streptophyta; Magnoliopsida; Brassicales; Brassicaceae. The record is from the annotation of a GenBank genome assembly.
AUGUCAAUCCUUCAAACUAAACUCAGGCUAUCAGUAAAACACUCUAAGGUUUUUGCCUCUCAACCUAGCAGUCGCUCUUUUCUUUCCAUCUCCAUGGACAAUAAGAGGAAGAGGCUCGAGGAGUUGGAUUCGAAGCCAGAGUUAGAGGAUUCAGAUGACUUAGGAAAGCCUAAGGACGUUGAAACAACUCGGGACCAUUCAGUGAUAGAGUUGAAUGAUUCAGAGGCCUUAGAAAGUGAUCGAGAUGAAAUGACUGCCAUGAAUAAGCGGGAGUCCAUUUUCGUAAAGGGAUUCAGCUGUUCCCCGCCUAGGGAUAAAAUCAAGAGGGCAUUGAAAAAACACUUCAGUUCUUGUGGACCGGUCACAGGGAUCUUUGUUCCCUUUCAUUGUAAAACCGGUUCUCCCUUGGGAUAUGCUUUCAUUAAUAUGGGACAAGAGGCAGAGAAGGCGUUAAAACUCGAUGGAAGUUGCUUGGGAGGGGAGAAUACUUUUUGUUACGAUGGCAAUAAAGAGAGACGAAUACAUAGGCUAUGA